Durio zibethinus is the source of this 2518-nucleotide messenger RNA. RefSeq names its product cyclin-T1-3-like. The record is from RefSeq and is a predicted model, not a curated record. Gene Ontology annotation, molecular function: cyclin-dependent protein serine/threonine kinase regulator activity. Gene Ontology annotation, biological process: regulation of transcription by RNA polymerase II. NCBI's taxonomy places the organism in Eukaryota, Viridiplantae, Streptophyta, Magnoliopsida, Malvales, Malvaceae.
CAUUAUAUUUCUUAAUUUUAUGUGUUUUACGUCAAUUUUGAAUUAUGUUUAUCAUGAAUUAGGUCACAAAAAGUUUAAAUUCUGGUGUUAUUUACCCAAUUUGGAAUUUUCUUCUCCGGCCAAAAAAUUCAGUUCAAUUUGCAUUAGAUUUCUUCGUUGUUCUUUUUUUUUUUUUUUUUUCCCAAUUUUCAGCUACUAAUUCAUUGAAUAUUAAGGAUAAUUCGGUGGAGAAUUUUAAUUUUCGUGAUGGGUUUGCUUAAUUUCCCUUUAAAUUAAAACCCUUCAAGUAACAGGAAAAAGAAAUGGAUUUUUUCAAUUAUAAAAUAGAUUUUACUGAUGCAUUGUUUACUCAGUCAUAGCAUGUUGGUUGAUUUUGAUGUUUUAACUUGGUUUAGCAGGAAGAGCUAAGUUUGUGAUAAGACUACUGCUAAUUGAGCUUGGCUUGUUUAGUUUUCGUUGUAGUGAUGGCGAAAUUGCUGCACGUGGAUUCCAGAUGUGCAGCUAGCAUGUGUUUGUUGGAGCAGCCAGAUUCAUCUACACGCAAGUGGUACUUCAGCAGAGAAGAAAUUGAGAAUUGUUCUCCAUCUAGGAAGGAUGGAAUCGACCUUGGAAGAGAGGAGCAGUUGCGGAAGUUGUAUUGUUCAUUUAUUGAAGAGCUUGGGAUGAAGCUUAAAGUGCCUCAGGUGGCAAUAGCAUGUGCAAUGAUGCUGUGCCACCGGUUUUACAUGCGCCAAUCUCACACUAGGAAUGAUUGGCAGACUAUUGCAACUGUAAGCACAUUUCUCGCAUGCAAAAUAGAGGAAACACCACGCUUGCUGCGGGAUGUUAUUGUCGUGGGCUAUGAAAUUAUCUAUAAAUGGGAUUCUUCUGCUCCAGGAAGAAUCAGACAGAGAGAAGUUUAUGAUAAGCAGAAGGAAUUGAUCUUGAUUGGGGAGAGGCUUUUGUUGGCAGCAAUUGCUUUUGAUCUUGAUAUCCAACUCCCUUACAAGCCCCUUGUUGCAGCUGUUAAGAGAUUGGAAAUUUUUCCUAACCUCUUAAAAGUGGCGUGGAAUUUCGUGAAUGAUUGGCUUCGUACAACCUUGUGCUUGCAAUACAAACCCCAUUAUAUUGCUGCUGGUUCCAUGUAUCUUGCUGCUAAAUUUCAAAAAGUAAAGCUGCCAAUGGAGAAGGGAAAAGUAUGGUGGUUGGAAUUUGAUAUUUCACCUAAUCAAUUACAAGAGGUCACUCAGCUGAUGGUCAGGUUGUUAGAGCAAGACAAAAAACGAGGUUUAUCAUCAAGACAUGAGAGGGCCAAUCAAUCUGUUGCUUUAGCUGGCAAGGCAAUGAUCAGUGGCACGCAAUCAUGCACUUUGAAUGCACCAGUGGCCAAGGGUCAGUCUGGUGCUGGAGCUGAGAAUAGCAAACUUAGCAAAUCUACGGACAGUUUUGCCAGCCAAGUUAGUAUGAAAGAAGUUUUCCCAUAUCAGACAAGUAAUAGUGGUGCAAGUAGUGUUGUUGAGGAUGGCAAUGAUAAGGGUAAGCCAAGAACAGAGGUGUCUGACCAGAACCCAAGUUUUGAGCUUGUUUCAUCUCUGGCCUGUGGCAACAAACAAGACGGUGCAAAAGAAAGUUUACCAUGUCAAACCAGUGAUAGUGGUGCGAGUACUGUUGUUGACAAUGGUGAAGGCGAGUGUGAGUUAAGAAUAGAGCAGUCUGAUCUGAACCCAAGCGUUAAGAUUGUAUCUGUUCAUAAUACCUUUAGUAAGAGUGAUGCUGACCGGAUUAGAGAGACCUUGAAGAGGAGGAGAUGUGAUAGAGCUGCAAAUUUGAAGUACGUGGAAGGCAGAGAUGACGAGGUAGAUAGUGAAGCCUGGAUAGAGAGAGAGCUGGAGAUUGGAAUAGAGCUGGAAUCUGCCUCUUACCUGAAGCGAAGGAGGGCGUUCUGAGGUUUUGAACUUGAGAGAAUAGUGCCUAGAUACUCAGUAACCAGACAUCUUUUUACCUCGUGCAUCAAAGUGACCUUCCAUUGGCACAUUUAUGGCAUUACAAGAAAGACUAUAUGAAUCUUGUUGACUAUAUUAUUUCCACGUUGUGGUAUACAGUAGAAUUAUUCUCUGAUUUUUGCAGUAGGUUGUAUUUAUAUGUUAGAUCAUUGAUGCAAGGAUUGAAACCAUUCUUUUGGGUUGAAUUUGUAAAUAUACAGUUGACCUACAAAUUAUUAAGAAAAAAGAUAAAGAUUCAUUGUUGAUCACUCUUAGUGACUGUUGAAUGGAAGGAAAAGAAAUGGCUCCAUUCCUAGAAAAUCCAGCAUCAGCAUCUUCUCGUGUUGAUUCAUUUUAGUAUAUAGAAACUUCUCAAUUCUCAUGCUUUGGUCUAACGCUUGAGCACUUUGGAAUAGAUUAAGAGCGCAGAAGGAUGGUCCAGAACUAAACUCUUUUAUCUUCCCCGGAAGGUAAGCCCAGAUGCUUUACCUCUUUCAUGUAAUUUGCUUUUAAUCACUUGAGUAAGUGUAUCAAACCCUGAAAUCUCUCUUUGGCUC